CGGGAACCGGGAGUCUGUUGUCAUGGCUACUGAGGACGCCAUCUCCGCGAGCUCUGUGUGAACCAAAUUAAAAUAUUCUCCUGAAAUUCAUCACCAACAACCAGGAUAUUUAACUAAGAGCAAUGUUAAACUGCUGAAAGAGGUGAAGCAAAAGCCAUCCAGAAGAAUCUCCAGAACACACAGAAACAGUUUGCUACAUUUAACAGACAAAUGAAGCCAAGUCCCAACAUGGAGAAACAUCAGCACUCUGUCAAGAGUUUUACUAAACAGAGUGAUCUCAAAAAACACCAGCACAUUCACACAGGAGAGAAACCGUAUUACUGCUCAGACUGUGGGAAGAGUUUUACUAAACAGAGUCAUCUCAAAAUACACCAGCGCAUUCACACAGGAGAUAAACCGUAUCACUGCUCAGACUGUGGGAAGAGUUUUAAUCAUCAGAGUAAUCUCAAAAAUCACCAGCGCAUUCACACAGGAGAGAAACCGUAUCACUGCUCAGACUGUGGGAAGAGUUUUAAUCAUCAGAGUAAUCUCAAAAAUCACCAGCGCAUUCACACAGGAGAGAAACCGUAUCACUGCUCAGACUGUGGGAAGAGUUUUAAUCAUCAGAGUAAUCUCAAACUGCACCAGCGCAUUCACACAGGAGAGAAACCGUAUCACUGCUCAGACUGUGGAAAGAGAUUUACUACACAGAGUCAUCUCAAAAUUCACCAGCACAUUCACACAGGAGAGAAACCAUAUUGCUGCUCAGACUGUGGAAAGAGUUUUAAUCAACAGAAUCAUCUCAAAAAUCACCAGCGCAUUCACACAGGAGAGAAACUGUAUCACUGCUCAGACUGUGGGAAGAGUUUUACUACACAGAGUAAUCUCAAAAAUCACCAGCGCAUUCACACAGGAGAGAAACCGUAUUACUGCUCAGACUGUGGGAAGAGUUUUACUGAACAGAGUAGUUUAAAAAAACACCAGCGCAUUCACACAGGAGAGAAACCGAAUUACUGCUCAGACUGUGGGAAGAGUUUUACUCUACAGAGUACUUUCCAAAUACACCAGCGUAUUCACACAGGAGAGAAACCGUAUUACUGCUCAGACUGUGGGAAGAGUUUUACUCAACAGAGUACUCUCCAAAUACAGCAGCGCAUUCACACAGGAGAGAAACCGUAUCACUGCUCAGACUGUUGGAAGAGUUUUACUCAACAGAGUAAUCUUCGAAAACACCAGCGCAUUCACACAGGAGAGAAACCGUUUUAUUGCUCAGAUUGUGGGAAGAGUUUUACUCAACAGAGUAAACUCAAAAAACACCAGCGCAUUCACACAGGAGAGAAAACUCCAUCUCAGAUCAGUUUGAAGGCAAUUAAAAGUGCAAAUCGUAAGUCUUUUCCACUACCACUAGGCCCAUCUGCAUGAAAGAAGAAGUGAAAACACCAGCUGAGGAACUCCAGAGUGUGUUCCCAAAAGUGAGACCCAGAGCCACAGAGAGAGACGACACUGUUCCGGGUACUGCCGUGUGGACUAGAGGAGCAUCCAGACCCGCAGAGAGGCCAACAAAAUCCUUUCCAGAGGUUAAAUAAAACGCUCCAGCCGUAGUUCCCAUACUGAAAUCAACCCCCUCCAGACUUGUGUAGCGCAGUAAGGUUGCAGGCUCAUUCAUUCCCUCUGAUGGUGUUCUCAUUUGUCUAUGGUUCGUUCUGAUUAAAAAUCUGUAACCAUAGAGGGAUAUAGAUGGAUAU
Molecule: messenger RNA, 1724 nt
Organism: Astyanax mexicanus (Mexican tetra)
Lineage: Eukaryota; Metazoa; Chordata; Actinopteri; Characiformes; Acestrorhamphidae
Product: zinc finger protein 484-like
Exons: 2
Coding region: 211-1401 (396 amino acids)
Biological process (GO): negative regulation of transcription by RNA polymerase II
Molecular function (GO): DNA-binding transcription repressor activity, RNA polymerase II-specific
Source: RefSeq, a predicted model, not a curated record